Chrysemys picta bellii (western painted turtle) is the source of this 4964-nucleotide messenger RNA. Lineage: Eukaryota; Metazoa; Chordata; Testudines; Emydidae. The record is from RefSeq and is a predicted model, not a curated record.
GGGAUGAGGUCUCUGGGUUGGAGCAGGGGCGGGGCUGGGAGCCAGUUCUCCUGGGUCCUGCCCCCAGCUCAGGGAGGUGAGGGGGGCUAUGGGUUGGAGCAGACCUGGGGCGCUCCCAAGUCUAGCUGACCGUGGUAUUAGCAGUCGGGCUUUUGUGAGUAUCUGCGGUGGUCAGACCGGGGCAGGGGAACUCUGCUUCCCUUCUGAUCCGUCCCUUCCUGCUGCUGGGAAGGAAGAGCGCCCCCAACUGCACCCCCAGCCCCACUUACGGCCUCGGCCUCCCCCCCAGCCAGCCGAUCUCACCCUGCAGACGGCUGCCCCUAAUUCAGGCCGAAUUCCCUGCCGCGGGGCAGUUGUAAUUCACAGCUCUGCCUUUCCCCGGCUGUGCCCGAUGCCGUGGGGCGAGCGGCUGGGCUGGGCCCUAGAUCGCCCACCUUUGCCCCCUGUCUGGGUAACCGAGUGAUUCCCCCUGGUGGAGGUGACGGGGAAGGACCACUCCCCCCUGCUGGGAUAGUUCUGGGGGUGGGGUGGGCUAGAGUGUUUCCCGCUCUUCACCCACAGCCCAGCCCGCGGCCGGAGGCCGGCCCCAGCCGGUGGAGUUUUUAGCCGGGGAGGGAAAGCGGCGACGUGUUUUCCUGUCGCAGGCCGAGGGUGGGAGGAGACGGAAAGUUACCGAGAUGCUGAGCGAGGGGAGAACGCGCAGGAGCACUGGGGGCUGGGGGGAGGGUUUGGAUCAGUUGGGCCAAAGAGCCCAGUGCGGGCAGACAGCCGGGAUACCAGGCUAGAUGGGCCCAUGGCUCUGAUGUGGGGGGAGAAGAGCGAUGGAAGGUCUGGGGGAAUUGCUCCAGUAGCUCCUUCCCCCCCCCCCAGUCCCCCGUCCCGCACAGGCCCCAGCGCUCCCGGGGCCGGCCCCCACCUGAGCUUCGCUGCGUAGAUCUGAACUCAGAUAAAGGAGGCGCGGGAGGAAAUGCGAAACGUGCACCCUGUGUGGGCCUCGCAGGCUGGGUCCCUUCUCACAGCAUCCCUGCAGGGCUGUGCACCUGUCGGGAUGGCCCCGGGCUCCCUCCGCAACAGCCCUGCCGGUGCCCCUCACUCCUGAUCCCCAGCCCAGCCCCGGGCUCCCGCCCAGCCCUGCCGGUGCCCCUCACUCCCGACCCGCAGCCCAGAACCUGGAUGCCGAAGAACCUGGCCCUUUUGCCCACGCUGUCCCGGGGGGAGUCGCCUGAGGGCACCCUGCCCGUGUCGCUGGCGCUCCCAGGUGCCAGAAGUGUGACACCCAAACGCGCCGGUCCCUCCCCCUCCUCUCUCGCCUUCACACCGCGCCCCGCGGCCUUUCCCCUCCGCCCGGCACGGCCCAGAGACCACGUGAAGGCUGCCGGAGGUAUAAUAACCACAGCCCUGGCAUCGCAGCCUUCGCGAUCACCUCCCCCUCGCGCUCGUCCUCGCCGGAGAUCUCCCCGCCGCUGCUUCUCCCUGCCCCAGAGGGAUCUGGCACCUAAAUGCAUCCUGGGACACGGGUUUGCGAGCAAGCCGCCUCUGCUGAUGGGUUAGUUACAGCUACUGGGCUAUAAAGGAUGCCUCACGUGUCUGCCGAAGAAGAUGUCGAUCCUUCGGGGGCUGGGGACAGUGAUAACCGCCCCCAGCGCCUGCUACAGAAUGGCCAGUGCGAGGCCCCGGCGGGAGGCCAGCCCCCGCCCCCCCUGACGCUCCUGGACAGGCUCCUGCUGACCCGGGGGCUCUGGCAGUUGCUCACCCUGCGCCCGGAGCAAGCCACGGAGCUGCUGAGGAUGCAGCCGCCUGGGACGUUCCUGGUGACCGGCACGGGAAGCGGGGAGCUCAAGGCGCUGUCGGUGCAGAGCAGCGGAGAGGGGCCCGGAGCCGGAGGCGUCUGCUGUUUCCAGAUCAAGGAGGACGGCUCAGCUGUUUGCCUGGAAGGGUCCCAACUGCGUUUCCUGGGCCUACUGGAACUGGUUGCCUUCCUCUCCGUGAGCAGGGACGUGCUGCCCCACCCGCUGCGGCUCCCAGCUACCUUGCAACACCUCGGCAGGGCCGAGCUGGACACCUGCGCGGCCCUGGGCAUGAGGUUCUGGAGUCCUCCCUUUAAGCCGUCGGCCUCAGGCAAGGAGGAGGAAGAGAACAUGGGGUCCAGCCCCGAGCCCCCCAACCCCCCGGAGAGGAGCCGCCCGGCCUGCUGCAUCCGGGUGACGUCGGAGGACGGGGCACUCUGCAUCAUCAACCCGCUCUUCCUGUCGGAGCACAGCAGCGAGGGCUGGCUCCCCGCCGGGGUGCCGCCCCCGUUCCACCCGCCCGAGAGAGGGGGCACCAUCCGGCUGAGGAACGGGCAGAGGCCCGGCCUGUUGGACAAGCCGCUGGCGCCCGCCGCCGCCGAGACGGACCAGCUGGGAGCCCCGGAGCCCGGGAAAGAGGGGGAGCAGGGCAAAGGUGAUGAUGCCCCCCCAGCCUCCGUGAAACGGAAGCUGCUGGUGCGCCGGCCGGCCUGGAACAUGUCCGAGGACUCGUCGUCCCCGCCGCCGGCCGAGCGGCAGGAGGGCCCGGCCUCCCCGCACCGGGUCUCUUGGAUCGAGGGGGCCUCGGACGCCCCCUGGGCGCUGAAGAAGUCCCACUCGGAGUCCUCACUGCUGGGCCCCCGGGACAGCCUGCUCCUGCCGCCCAUCCCGGAGCUGGACUCGCUGUCGGUCAGCAGCGUGGAAGAGGAGGCCGACGCCCACCCGGCCACGCCCCGCAAGAAGCACCAGUCGGCGGCGCUGCCGGGCCGGGUCCUGCACCGGCUGUCGGCCGUGGGCAGCGCCCUGACCAGCUUCCUCUCGGCCGAGCGCCGGCUGGCCAAGCGGGUCCAGGAGCUGACGCAGGAGCCGGCCUCCUAUGUGGGGGGCCUGGUGCAGAACUUCGUGGGGCACGUGCUGCGGGGCGGGGCGGCCCGGCACCCCACCAGCACCGACCUGUUGCAGGAGAUCCGCCAGAUGAUCAGCAGCCUCAAGGGCUACCUGUGUGAGAGCUCGGAGCUGCAGGACGCCUGGGAGUACGGGGACCUCGAGGAGCUGGACCUGGGCUCCGUGGUGGAGGCGGCCCUGUACAAGUGCGUCCUGAAGCCGCUGCGGGACUGCGUCUACGGGCAGCUCCUGGACUUCCACAGCCGGGACGGGAGCCUGCAGAAACUGCGCGAUCACCAGCUGACCAUGAGCCGACAGAGCCUGGCGGAGCUGGGGGUGACGGCCAGCGUCCCCGACGCCCCGGCCCUCGAGCGCAUCCAGGCCAAGCUGCUCCAGAUGCACCAGGCCUACUCGCCCAAGAAGAAGGAGGCCCAGCUGCUCAAGGCCUGCAAGCUGAUCUACGAGGCCAUGAACCACGGCACGGGCGGCAAGGAGGUCUACGGGGCGGACGACUUCCUGCCGGUGCUGACCUACGUCCUGGUGAAGUGCGACAUCGUCUCGGUGCAGCUGGACGUGGAGUACAUGAUGGAGCUGCUGGACCCCAGCCAGCUGCAGGGAGAAGGCGGCUACUACCUCACCACCUGGUUCGGGGCUCUUUACCACAUCAGCAACUUCCAGUCAGCCAUGGUAACCCGGCAGAUCAGCAUCGAAGCGCAGGACUCCAUCCACCGGUGGCAGCGCCGGCGCACCAUCCACCACAACCAACACAGCCGGCGCCGCUCCCAGGACAUCUUCUACGUCUCCUUCCAAGAGCCCUUUGCGAACCAGAAGGCCAUCCCCGUCCCCGCCCACAUGACAGCGGCCUCAGUGUGCGUGAUAUGCAGCAAGAAAUAUGGCGUCUCCAACCCGGAGGCCUAUGGUCUCUUCCUGGUGACGGACAGCACCUCCCGCCUCCUGGCGGGGGACAGCCGCCCCCAGCAGAUCCGCUCGGCGUCCCUCAAAUCCCACUGCGGCUCCAGCUGCUUCGUUUACAAGCUGAAGGGAGAGGAGUCGGAAGUCCCGUUGGAGGGCGACGGCCCAACUCCUGCUCAGGAACCCAUAUAAGGCCGGUAGAGAGUCGGUGCAAUCAGAGGCUACCUGGAUGGGAGCGUCCAGUCCGGGUAUCCAAAGUCCAGCAACCUCGGGACUGAGGCCGGACUCUCCCCAGAGCCUCCCGGGUCCUAAUAUCUUGGGACGCCUGGGGAAAAAACAAACUCAAACUUCCCAAGGGUCGGAGCACACAGGCCUGGAGCGGCCAGCGGAAAGAGUAGAAGCCCCAUUGACUUAUAACUGGAGGGGACAAUCCUACCAUGGCUGGGGCAUCCCCAUCUUUGCAGGGCACAGCUCGGGGGAGUAGGUGUCCCAAGCCGGGGCGGCCUUUCCUUCCCUUGGAACUCUCUGAGCCUUGGGGCCGCGUUGGUCAGUUUGGCUCCCGGCUGCAGCCCGGGGCCGGGGCGGGUGGCUCGGGACGCUGCGGUCCGGAGCGCAGGAACCGUGCGGCUCUAGCCGGCUGCCUGAGGUGGUGGGGGGUCCUGUGCCAUACACGUUUGGGAGGCUGCAGCCCAGUGGGAAAGGGUCAGAAGAGCAGCCGCUUUGCGGGCAAACUCAGCCGGGCGGCAGGGGGAAAAUCAAUCCAAUAUCCUCUCCGGGGCAGGGCUGGCAUAUAUCGCCCAAGGGGCAUGGUGGGAGGGGGGGGAGAGGAGAGGCAGCUUGCCCUGAAUCACCUUCUAUCCCAAGGGCUGCACCAGACGCCCCCCACACACCCCCAUACCCAGAGGAAUGUAACUAACCAGCCCGUUAGUUCCCCUCACAAUCUGAGGUUGUUCCAAUAACGUGCGGUGAGCUUUACCACUUCUCUCUAGGACCAGGAACCCAGCUCGUGGGAAUCCUUGUUUAAAGGGGAAGUGACCUUAAACUCCUGAACGUUCUGCCUCGUCAGGGGCUAUAUAUUUAUAUGACCUUCUCCCCUGUAAAGGGAGGGCUAUAAAAAGGACUUUGGCCCGCUUGGUUACUCUUUCUUUAAAUAAAAAAGGA